Messenger RNA from Gordionus sp. m RMFG-2023, 1038 nucleotides. RefSeq names its product troponin I 4-like. Bases 44 to 757 code for a protein of 237 amino acids. Gene Ontology annotation, biological process: muscle contraction. Gene Ontology annotation, cellular component: troponin complex. The record is from RefSeq and is a predicted model, not a curated record. The transcript is spliced from 11 exons. Lineage: Eukaryota; Metazoa; Nematomorpha; Gordioida; Chordodea; Parachordodidae.
CUUGGAUAAAAAAAAAAUUAUCGUUGGCUUCUAAUAUUCCAUAAUGUCAUCCAGUUCAUCCAGCUCUGAUUCUGAAUCAUCAGAAGAUGAGAAGAAACCUCAAGUCAAAAAACAAGAGGCUCCACGCAAAACAUCGACGAAUGAAAGUGCUGCAUCUCAACACACCAGAAAAAUGGAUGAAAAGGAAAGACGGAAAGCUGAGGUCCGAGUACGAUUAGAGGAGCAAAGUAAAAGCAAGAAAGGAUUUUUAACACCCGAACGAAAAAAGAAAUUAAAGGCUUACAUUAUGAAAAAGGCCCGAGAAGAAAUGCUAAUUGAGUUAAAAAAGAAAGAGGGAGAAAAGAAGAAAUUUUUGGAACAGAAGGUCAAACCUAUACCACCUAAUUUAGACACAAUGAGCGAUGAUGAAGUAAGAAGAUUAUGUGAAGAACUUAUACAUAGUAUAAAAGAAUUAGAAAUGUCUAGAUACGAUUGGGACUCUACUCUUAGGAAAAAUGAUGAACAAAUCAACUCUAUGACCAAUGAAGUCAACAACCUAAGAGGAAGAUACGUCAAACCAACCUUGAAAAAAAUUUCCAAAUACGACGCCAAAUUUCAAAAAAUGCAGAGGAGCAACAAACCAGAAGCUCCUGAUUGGUUAUCUGGCCUCAAAAAAGUUGAAACUAAUCGAUUUGCCAUCACUGAUGAAGUUGAAGCUAAAGCUAAACCGGAAUGGGCCGCUUCUCCAGGUGCUGCUACUGCCCAAGCCGCUGAAUAAUUAAAAUUAAUAUUGCGUUUUUUAAAUUUCGAUCUUAUAUAAUUUAUAUUGAUAUUAGAAUAAUUUUAUAUAAAAUUUUCACAAUCGAGCAGUUUUAAUAAUUUUUAUGGCUUUCAUAAAUUUUCUUCUUAUAACUUUUAAAAUAACAAUUAGAAAUUGAUCUUUUUAUCUUAUCUUUGUCUAAUUUGAGGGAAAUGAAUCUCUAAUUUUUAUAAUUUUACACUUAUAUAAAAAUAUAUUAAUGUUUUAUUUUAAAUCUUAUAAAUUAUUUAUGAUUAUGU